AUGGCAGACGCUUUCCGUUCAUCCAUACCUAAUCCAACAUUUAAUGGAGACAACUAUGACUUUUGGUCCAUCAAGAUGAAGACCUACUUUUGUGCGCAAAAUUUAUGGGAUGUCGUCAAUGAUGGGUAUAUUAACCCAGAUGACAUUUCCACUCUAUCUACCGCACAAAAGAAGGAAAUUAAAGAGAAUCAACAAAAAGAUUCUCUAGCACUACUUGCUCUACAAAUGAGCUUGACGGGCACUUAUUUUACAAGAAUCAUGGGAGCCAAAACUGCAAAAGAAGCUUGGGAUAAAUUGAAGGAGGAGUUUCACAACAGCGACGAGGUACAUACUUAUCGUCUUCAAACUUUAAGAAGGAAUUUUGAAAAUUUAAAAAUGAAAUAUUUUGAAACCACGAAAGAUUAUUAUUCAAGACUAAAUGAAAUAGUAAAACAAUUAAUAACUUAUGGAGAAGAUGUUCCUCAAAAGAAAGUCGUUGAAAAUUUUUUAAUUACUUGCACAGAAAAAUAUGAUCCAAUUAUUGCAACUAUUGAGGAUUCAAAAGAUAUAGAUAAGUUAACAGCUGCAGAAUUAAUGGGUUCACUAGAAGUACAUGAAAAAAGAUUAGAAAGGCGUUAUGAGAUUCACACGAAAAACGUCAGUCAAAAAGUGGGAGAACAGAUGCUUUCCAAUCCAAUGGAGAUAUACAACAAUGCCGAAAUGAUGGCACAAGUAGAUGAGUCAUGGCAGUGGCACAAAAGAUUUGGACAUUUCCACUUCCACGAAUUGAAGAUCCUACAGCAAACGAGCAUGAUGAGAGACUUACCAGUCAUUAAAGAAAUAGAUGCAUUUCGCGAACGAUGUUUGCUUGGGAAACAAUACCGCCAACCAUUUUCGUCCAAAAAAUCUUGGAGAGCUAAAAAGCCAUUAGAGCUGACACAUAUAGAAAUAUGCAGUCCAAUACGUACUCCAUCACACGAGCAAAAUAGAUACUUCAUUUUCUUCAUUGAUGACUACAGUAGAAUGACAUGGGUAUAUAUCUUACGUGAAAAUCCUAAAAGUGAUAGAGGCAAAGAAUAUGCAUCAAAUGAAUUCAACAAGUUUUGUGAAGAUGAAGGACUGGAGCAUCAACUCACAGUUGGAUACGCGCUUGAACAAAAUGGCGUGUCAAAAAGAAAGAAUGGGACAAUGAUUGAGAUAGUUAGAGCUAUGCUAAUGGAGAAAAGCCUUCCAAAAACUUUCUGGGCAGAAGCAUUUGAUGAAGAUGUCACCUAUAACUGGGAGACUGGUCAAGUCGAGAAAAAAACUAUCAGCAUCCUUACACAACCACAAAACCAAGAGGGUGAUGUUGAUGAGAAUAAUCAACCAGAGUCCCCACAGCAAGCAACAAUAGAAAAACCAGUUGACUCACCAGAAUUGUCACCAAGAAAGACACGAAGAUUAUUAAAAUAUAUCAAAGCUACAACUUGA
This is a messenger RNA of Olea europaea var. sylvestris, 1449 nucleotides long. RefSeq lists its product as uncharacterized. The transcript has 5 exons. The record is from RefSeq and is a predicted model, not a curated record. Bases 1 to 1449 code for a protein of 482 amino acids. Gene Ontology annotation, biological process: DNA integration. Gene Ontology annotation, molecular function: nucleic acid binding. Lineage: Eukaryota; Viridiplantae; Streptophyta; Magnoliopsida; Lamiales; Oleaceae.